This is a messenger RNA of Rhododendron vialii, 2042 nucleotides long. RefSeq names its product glycosyl hydrolase 5 family protein-like. Bases 146 to 1771 code for a protein of 541 amino acids. The transcript has 3 exons. Gene Ontology annotation, molecular function: hydrolase activity, hydrolyzing O-glycosyl compounds. NCBI's taxonomy places the organism in Eukaryota, Viridiplantae, Streptophyta, Magnoliopsida, Ericales, Ericaceae. The record is from RefSeq and is a predicted model, not a curated record.
AUAUUGUGUCCGGAUCCGUGUAGCUAUAGACUUUUCCUCUCACACAAUCCCCCCAAGAUUACAUGUGUGUGAAAACAGUGCAAGUACAAAAGCAGAGAGGACCUGAUGAGGGAACCAAAAUCCACCUGACCCACGAGCAGAAGCCAUGAAAACCCACGUCCAAAACCUCUCCCUAACCUUCCUUAUCAUCAUCAUUCUCACUACAACCACCGUCCAUUCACUCACUCUCUCGACAAGUUCAAGAUGGAUCGUCUCUCCGGCCACCGGCGACCGCUACAAGCUAAGGUGCGUCAACUGGGUGGGCCACCUCCACACCAUGGUCCCGGAGGGCCUCCACAAGCAGCCACUGAACGCAAUCGCCAGCCACAUUUCUUCGACAGGCUUCAACUGCGUGCGCCUCACUUGGCCCACGUACAUGUUCACCAGGCCCAACUACUCCAGCCUCACCGUCGCGCAGUCGCUCGACCAGUGGAGCCUCGGCAGCGCCAAGGCCGGGAUGGCCCGGAACAACCCGAGCCUUCUGAGCGUCAAGGUCUGGGACGCCCAGAAGGCGGUGAUUGACGGGCUCGGGGCUCUGGAUAUCAUGGUGGUCCUGGACAACCAUGUUAGCUUGCCAAAGUGGUGCUGCGGUGGCGAUGAUGGAAAUGGGUUUUUCGGGGAUGAGUUUUUUGAGCCGAGUGAAUGGUUGCAGGGGUUGACUGCGGUGGCUACCCGGUACUUGGGCAACCCUACGGUAGUUGGAAUGAGCAUGCGGAACGAGCUCCGCGGCCCGCAUCAAAACCCGAGCGACUGGUACAAGUACAUGCAGCAGGGUGCCGAAGCUAUCCACCGGGCAAACCCAAACGUGCUAGUGAUUGUCUCGGGCCUAUCUUUCGACACCAAUCUCGGCUUCUUGAAGGACAGGCCUUUGGAAGCGAACGUAAGCAACAAGUUGGUGUACGAGGCCCACUGGUACUCAUUCGGCAACCCAACGGAGAAAUGGCUGUACCAAACGAACGGGUAUUGUGGGAACGUGACCCAGUGGUUCUUGGGCCAAUCCGGGUUUUUGGGCUCCGGCCCAAGCCCGGUCCCGCUGUUUCUGAGCGAGUUUGGGCUGGACCAGACCGGCAGGAACGAGGCCCAGAACCGGUAUUUGUGUUGCCUGUUGGGCCUCGUGGCGGAGCGGGAUUUGGAUUGGGCCUGGUGGGCUUUGCAGGGGAGUUACAUGCUUAGGGAAGGGAAGGUUGACGCGGGGGAGGAUUAUGGAGUGUUGGAUUUCAACUGGGAGAGUGUCAGAAAUUCCUCAAUCUUGAAGAAGUUACAGCUGAUCCAACAGAUCACCCAGGAUCCAAAGUCAAAUAAUCCAAGCUACCAAAUUAUGUACCACCCACAAUCAGGGCAAUGCGUGCAGAGGAACCAGCAUCUUGUUUAUCUAACCGAUUGCCAGAACUGGAGCAGAUGGAGUUACGACAAAAACGGUGGUCCAAUCAAGUUAAUGGACGGUACUACUCCUAGUUGUCUAUCUGCCGCCGGUGAUGGGCUUCCGGUGGUUUUUUCCGAUGAUUGCUCGGGCCAGCAGAGCUUGUGGACGCUAGUUUCUGGCUCCAAGUUUCACAUUGCUGCCAAAGACAGGCAGGGGAGCCUCUUGUGCUUGGAUUGGGACUCUUCCAGUUCUGGCAUUUCAAUUGUAACCAAGAAGUGUCUUUGCUUGGGAAAUGAUGCCAGAGAUGUUCCCACGUGUGUUGAAAACCCGCAGCGGCAAUGGUUUAACUUUGUCCCAUCAAAUAAAUGAUCAACUUUUGUUAUGGAAAAUUACGAAAUUAAUCGAAAAAUUUGAAAAAAAAAAUGUGGACCAAUCACGCGGAAAAAUGCAAAGAUUUGUGUGAUUUUGCCUAAGGUUUUUUUACGUGAAGAUGAAAACACAAUGAGUUGGGCAUGACGCAAACAAGUGCGUAUACACUCGCAAAAAGUCUACAUCCACACACAUUUGCAUACGCAAUUUGGACACGCACUCACAAACAGCUAGUAUAUGUUUUUCUGAUUAUAAAGUCCUUCCUCACCCC